Messenger RNA from Phytomonas sp. EM1, 500 nucleotides. NCBI's taxonomy places the organism in Eukaryota, Euglenozoa, Kinetoplastea, Trypanosomatida, Trypanosomatidae. The record is from the annotation of a GenBank genome assembly.
GUCCUGUUUUAAUAGGUCGCUCACUAAUCAAGCACACAUCUCGCAAAAAAAAAAAACUCAAUCAUGGGCUUCUUUGAUUCGGACUUGAGUUACCCCACCGUGCGCUCCGAGCGCAUGAAGCACAAGCGCCGUCGCCUCGUGCAGGGCCCCAACUCAUACUUUAUGGAUGUGAAGUGCCCCGGCUGCAGUGGGAUCACCGUCGUGUACUCCCACGCGACAUCCGAGGUCAUCUGCAAGGGCUGCUCCACGAAGCUUUGCCGUCCCACUGGUGGCAGGGCGAAGCUGGUGCAGGGCUGCAGCUUCCGCCGCAAGUUGGACCAUUAAAAAGGAAAAGAGUACGAGGGUUGUGAUAUGCCGAGCCUAAGGUUAUUGAAUGCAUACACUCUUUUCUGGUAAAGUCCAUAUUUUUAUGAGAACUCAAGUGAGAGGGAUGCUGGACCAUUGCUUUUAGCUUAUCAUUUCUGUAAAAAAAUAAAUAUGAAAUAGUAAAAAUGGAAAAA